This is a messenger RNA of Aspergillus versicolor CBS 583.65, 734 nucleotides long. RefSeq lists its product as uncharacterized. The record is from RefSeq and is a predicted model, not a curated record. The coding region runs from base 1 to 582 and encodes 193 amino acids. Lineage: Eukaryota; Fungi; Ascomycota; Eurotiomycetes; Eurotiales; Aspergillaceae. The transcript has a single exon.
AUGGCAAUGACAGACAUGAAUGGUUCAACUCUGACUUACUGCAAGUGCUGCAAUCGCCUGAUGACUGAUAUGUGCUUCCGGCUCCUACAGGCAGGGGUCCCCCAACGAGGCCUAAUAAUCCCAGAGAGCACAACAGCCGCUGCAUUCCAAUUCCAGAGUUAUACACCACUAUUCCAGGAGAUCCCCAACGAGGCGUUCGGGCUCGCAAUCCACGCCGCAAUCCAGGGUUUCAUUACUACAGCGACCGGAAUGCAAACACCCAUCUAUGUGAGCAUUGCGCGACGGCCUGUAGGGUUGGAAUAUACUACUGGUCUCACACUGGUGAUCGGGGUGCUGGUGGACAUCCCCGCCGGCGUCGUUGUGUCACCGGAACUGUUGAGCCAUAUCGCCGUGAAUCUCCCCAUCUUUGGUGGAGGGGAGUGGAGAUGGGCCGUGACGCCCGAGGAUGUCUUCCCUGUGAUGUGGCGGUUGCAGUGGUUUGAGGAGAUUAUUAAACAUCCCUGGGCUCCGUGUAUAUGGACUACGCUUAUUAUGACGGGGCCGGGGACACAGUCGGCUUUGGAUUUGGCUCCGAAUGUUUAGCUUGUGUCCUCUAGUUUGCAGUUUCUGGUUAUCUUGUUAGUUAUAUAAAAUAAAUGAUGAGCCAAAUUGCACCACGACAUAACAACACUAACGUUCAGGACGGCUGUGCAUCGAGUGUGGGAGUGGUCAAUGAAACAAUGAAAAUAUAUCGA